Oncorhynchus tshawytscha (Chinook salmon) is the source of this 2402-nucleotide messenger RNA. RefSeq names its product HORMA domain-containing protein 1. The coding region runs from base 1046 to 1876 and encodes 276 amino acids. NCBI's taxonomy places the organism in Eukaryota, Metazoa, Chordata, Actinopteri, Salmoniformes, Salmonidae. The record is from RefSeq and is a predicted model, not a curated record. The transcript has 13 exons.
ACAGAGCAAAUUCCAUACAGUGCCGCAACAUAAACACCUUCAUUUAAAACUGAUGUUUACCUCGGCCAGGACAUAUCACUACCUUUGAUGUCUCUAUUCACGCAAUGUAUGUUGUGGUGGCAAGAAAAUCUACGUUAUCUAAGGCUGCCCUCUGAUUGGCUACUUUAGCUGUCCUUUUUGGCGGGUAACUGUGCGAGUUUGACCCAACAUCUAACAGUUUCUUAGUAAAUUCGGUCUGGCUAGCUAGCUAACUUGUUUUUGGUAGUUAUUUUUUUAAACAAAAAAACAGGUUGUGUGACUGCGCUCUAUCUAGGUAGUAAUAGCUAGCUAUGUGAGCUAUGCAAUUUCAUACUAAUCACAAAUAGGUUGUAGAGUAAAGUCAGUGACAUCAGUGGCUGUGUGUAUUGCUGCUAGCUACGUUAGCUAGCAAAUUUAAUGUAGAUAGCUAGUUAGCUAAAUUAGCUAGCCAGAUUAGUAUAAAAUAUUUCUGUAUCUAUCUGUGUAAACUAGUACUUAGCUAACUAGCUACAUAUUUCAACAUAGCUUUACCUUGAUAGCUAGCUAUCUGGCUUAUAAUUUAUCUUUAUUUUGUAGAUUUGUCAACUUGUUAUCAACUAGUAUUACUACCAUGGCAUGUGAACAACGUUUGCGGGCUGCUCAGGUAAAACCUCUGGCUAUCCAUAGCCAGACCGUGGUCCUAUUGAAUUGCUGUUUUAUAGCUAGCAAAUGGCAUGUUCUAUGGAUAUUUACAUGCCUCUAUUUAUUCAGACAUCUUCAAAUUGCCUUGGUGUAAGCGCCUGCCUUUGUUAUAUUUUAUAGGGCACCCAGUUGCUGCCAAAUGUAGUUUCAACAGAGCAGCAGUCCUUGAUUGUUGUGAAGAAACUGCUGGCAAUUGCAGUCUCCAGCAUCACUUAUCUCAGGGGUCUUUUCCCAGAAAAAGCUUAUGGGAGAAAAUUUGUUGAAGAGCAGAAAGUUAUGAUCCUCAGGGAGGAACGCACCUGCCUUGGUGCCAGUCAGAUUGUACAGUGGAUGCAGGGAUGCUUUGAUGCCCUUCAGAGAAAAUACUUGCGGACGGUCGUUAUGUCUAUAUACACAGACCCAGAUAAUCCCAAGCAAAAACAGCAAGAAUCUGGGAAAGAUGGCUUGCAGCAACACAAAAAAGUCCAGCAUCCUCCUGGUGCGUAAACUCUACACACUGAUGCAGAACCUGGGUCCUCUGCCAGACAAUGUCUGUCUCAACAUGAAACUUUCUUACUAUGACGACGUCACUCCCCAGGACUACCAACCCCCUGGCUUCAUGGAGGGGGACAGCGAUAGCAUGCAGUUUGAGAAGGAGCCUGUCAACCUGACCAUGGGUGAGGUGGUCACUCCCUUCCACACCCUGAAGGUGGACGUGACCACAGAGAGAGAAAGGCUGGAGCAGGUCGAUGACGAGCAGCCGAUCUGCAUGAGGGACGAGUGGGAGCUGAAGAUGGAGGAAGGGACAGUGACCAAGAUCAGCAGUCAGCAGACUCGCAUGAUAAAAGUAAUGGAAAAUCCGGACAACAACCUUUACUUGGACAAUUCCGAGGUCCAGGUGAACUGCCAGGAGAAGAUGGAGGUGUGUGAGGAGAGCACAGAGAACUCUCAGAUGGACACUUUGGGAAAGAGGACAUCUGACCUGGAAGUUGCCAUUAAGAGGACCAGGAGCGGACGCGUCACCAGGUCCACCCUGGAGAGAAAGGCUGAGACUGAGCUGCACAGCGUCAGCAAGAAGAAGCCCUCUCCCAUCGAAGACAAAAUGCAGUUAUCGCAGUUCGAGUUCCCCUGCAGUCAGGAUGUCCAGGCCUCUGUGUCGAAGAAACGCAAGUUCAGUGAACCCAAGGAACACUACUGACCUCUGACCUUUCCACUUUACCUAUAAGAUACCUUUCAAGACAAGAACCGAUUUUCUAAUUUGCAUGGGCAAAAGCUCUAGUCUUUUUUAGUUGUUUUAAAGGAAAGGUGUAGUGCCCACCGCCAACACCACCAUAGUACUGCUGCAUUCUGUUACAAUGGAAAGGAUAAAGGAAAUGGUUCUUUCUAGUCCACCUUGUUUAUGUUUAUACUUUUUUUUCUUCAUUGUUGGGUUUCAUGCUAGUGUGUGAUAUGGAGACUGGGGAAAAUGUAUUUCCUACAAUUGUAUAUUGGGGUCUGUGAAGUGCGAAACUCACAGUUUUAUUUAUUUCAAAGGUUGGCAUUUGUAUUGUGACAAUACUGUUUAGUUUGUUUUAUGAUUACCAUGAACUUUACACUGUGCAAAAUUGUGUUUAUAUUUUGUAUUGUUAUAUAAUGUAUCAAUAUACAGUACCCUCCAGUUGUAAGUUAUUUGAUUAAAUGUAUGUUUCUAAUAAAUUAAAGUGCCUUUUCUCAGUUUUGAAAAA